GUGAAUGUUGAGAAAACAAAAAUGGUUGUAUUUAGAAAGGGAAUCAAACUCCCGAAACAUUGUACAUGGUUAUAUGAUAGUAAACCUAUAGAAGUUGUGAACAGUUUCAAUUACCUGGGGGUGAAUUUAUUUUAUAAUGGUAAAUUUGUCAAAGCUCAGUUAAUAAUUUCAUCUCAAGGGAGAAAGUGUAUGUUUAAUAUACUUAAUAUAUGUAACAAAAAUUCACUAAAUAUUGAAGCUAAAUUAAAUGUAUUUGAUUCCUACGUCUCACCUGUUCUAAAUUAUGGUUGCGAAAUAUGGGGUUUUAGA
Molecule: messenger RNA, 309 nt
Organism: Lottia gigantea (owl limpet)
Lineage: Eukaryota; Metazoa; Mollusca; Gastropoda; Lottiidae
Exons: 1
Source: RefSeq, a predicted model, not a curated record